Rhinocladiella mackenziei CBS 650.93 is the source of this 3450-nucleotide messenger RNA. RefSeq lists its product as uncharacterized. The transcript is spliced from 2 exons. Lineage: Eukaryota; Fungi; Ascomycota; Eurotiomycetes; Chaetothyriales; Herpotrichiellaceae. Gene Ontology annotation, cellular component: proteasome regulatory particle, base subcomplex; proteasome complex; nucleus. Bases 1 to 3450 code for a protein of 1149 amino acids. The record is from RefSeq and is a predicted model, not a curated record. Gene Ontology annotation, biological process: proteasome-mediated ubiquitin-dependent protein catabolic process; regulation of protein catabolic process. Gene Ontology annotation, molecular function: enzyme regulator activity.
AUGGUUGGUCUGGUGUCAGCAGCUGGCCUCGUCGGUUUCUUGUCCGAACCAGACCCCGAGCUCAGAAGCUUCGCGUUGAAGCAACUGGACAGCCAGGUGGAUUUGUUAUGGACGGAAAUCGCCAGCUCUGUCGGGGCGAUAGAGGCUCUUUACGAAGAUGAUUCCUUCCCGGAGCGCGAACUCGCCGCCAUCGUCGCAUCCAAAGUGUAUUACCACCUACAGGAGUAUAAUGAGAGCAUGGCUUUUGCUCUAGGAGCCGGAAAGCGUUUCAGACUUGAUCAUGCAGGGGAAUUUGAAGAUACCAUCAUCUCGAAAUGCGUAGAUACCUUCAUCGCCCUAUCCGCCAGUCGAGACCCUACCUUGGCCGCUGCCACGGCAUCAGCACAACCCCAGCUAGAUACAGCCUUCGGGCAAGGAGGAGAUGGUGCCGCCAGCAUGUCCGCGAGCUUAACGUCCCCAGUCACGCCAUUCUCUCAGUCUGUCCUACCGUCCAAGUCCCUCCUCUCGAGGCAAAAUACGGCAACGUUCGAUCCAACUCAAGCCGGGGCCGAACUAGCACAAGUGGGCUCUCCCGAGGCUAUCAUUCAACAGCGUGGUCUCCAGAAAGCUUUAACUCGCGUUGUCGAAUCCCUCUUCGAGAAAUGUUUCCAAGAAAAGAGAUAUCGUCAAGUGGUGGGCAUUGCGCUCGAAGCGCGAAACUUGGAUAUCCUGCGACGGGUGAUCAAACGAGCUGCCGAAGACGAACGAAAAGAUAAUGGCGAGGCCACGAAGAAGGGAGAAGAAUUGAUGGACUACGUUCUCGAUAUUUGCAUGAGCGUCGUGCAAGAGCGAGGUUUGAGAAACGAAAUUCUUAAACUCAUUCUGGAAUUGCUCAAUGAUAUCCCGUCUCCCGAUUACUUCGCCAUUGCCAAAUGCGUGGUAUAUCUUGAUCAGCACUCUAUGGCUUCCAACAUUCUGCGGCAAUUGGUUGAGAAGGGAGAUGCUCGCUCCUUGGCUGUCGCCUAUCAAAUUUCCUUUGAUUUGUACGACAAUAGCACUCAAGAAUUCCUUCGAAAAGUUCGAGAAGAACUGGCUGAGAUGUUACCGCAAGAAGACGCCAAGAGCGAAGCAAAUACCCAGGAUACCGAUAACAUGGAAAAAGACACACCAGGCAAAGCACAGGAUCCGCUUCAACAGGAAUUGCAGGAUUCUGCUGGAGCGCCAGCACCGUCCGAGGACGUCAAACUGUCCAAGUCGAAACAAUGGGAGGCAAUAAAGUCGAUUCGGGAAAUUCUGGAUGGUCUCACCUCAAUACAUUUAAAUAUCGAAUUCCUUCACAAGUCCAAUCGCGUCGAUUUGUCGAUAUUGAACAAGGUCAAAGACAGCCUGGAAGCCCGAUAUUCGAUCUACCACACAGCCGUCACUCUCUGCGCGGGUUUCAUGCACGCCAAAACUGCCAACGACACAUUCUUCCGGAAUAAUUUGGAGUGGUUAGGCAAGGCGGUCAACUGGUCCAAAUUUACCGCCACCGCCGUUUUUGGUGUCAUCCAUCAGGGCAAUAUCAACCAAGUGCAAAGACUUUUGAAUCCAUAUCUGCCAAAACCUUCUGGUGUCGGCGGUUCACAUGACUCCCCGUACAGCCAAGGCGGUUCACUCUAUGCCUACGGAUUGCUCUGUGCCAAUCACAAGGGCCAGGCAGUCGACUUCAUCCGAGAGAAGUUCAAGGAAGCCACCGAGGAAGUCGUUCAGCAUGGCGGUGCUCUCGGGCUCGGCGUGGCGGGCAUGGCUUCUGGUGACGAGUCUGUCUUCGAGGAUUUGAGAAACGUUCUUUGGGCGGAUUCUGCCAUCAACGGCGAGGCCGUCGGUUUAGCUAUGGGUCUUGUCAUGCUUGGAUCGGGUAAUACCAAAGUUCUGUCAGAUAUGAUUCAACAUGCCCAUGACACUCAGCAUGAGAAGAUUGUUCGAGGACUUGCAGUUGGUAUGGCUUUGAUCAUGUAUGGCCGUCAAGAGGGCGCCGAUGAACUCAUCCAAGGACUUCUCAACGACACCGACCCGACAAUGCGAUAUGGGGGCAUUCUGACAAUCGCCAUGGCGUAUGUCGGCACCGGUAGCAACAAGGCUGUGCGGAAGCUCCUCCAUGUCGCCGUCAGUGAUGUCAGCGAUGAUGUUCGACGAAUCGCCGUUCUGAGCUUGGGCUUCAUCCUCUUCCGCAAAUACAACAGCGUACCUAGAAUGGUGGAACUCCUCGCCGAAUCUUACAAUCCACAUGUCAGAUACGGUGCGGCCAUGGCUCUGGGUAUCUCAUGCGCUGGAACCGGUCUUGCCGAAGCAAUUGAUCUGUUAGAACCCAUGCUCAAGGAUCCCACAGACUUUGUGCGUCAAGGAGCGCUGAUCGCCCUCGCAAUGGUGCUGGUGCAACAAAAUGAAGCAAUGAAUCCCAAAGUCGGCACGAUCCGCAAGACAAUGCUGAAGAUUAUUGCUGAUCGACACGAAGAUGCAAUGUGCAAGUUUGGUUGUGCCAUUGCCAUGGGUAUUCUUGACGCUGGCGGUCGAAACUGCACCAUCAGCCUGCAGACCCAGACGGGCAAUCUGAACAUGCUCGGCAUUGUCGGUGCCGUCGUCUUCACUCAAUACUGGUACUGGUUCCCUCUCGCUCAUUUCUUGUCGCUGUCAUUGACACCUACGGCUGUCAUCGGUGUCGACCAAAAAUUGGAGGUUCCUGUAUUCAAAUUCCACUGCAAUACUCGUCCAAGUCUGUUCGAUUAUCCCCCGGAACAGCAAGCCAAAGCAGACGAAGCUCCUGAGAAAGUUAAAACAGCUGUUUUAAGCACCACGGCCCAAGCAAAGAGACGAGCUGCGCGCAAAGAGAAACAACAAAGACGCGAUAGUAUGGAUGUUGACACGGUUACUCAAGUCACCCCAAAGAUCGAAAAGGGAGACAAGAUGGAUACUGACGAGACAACCAUCAAAGAUGAUGACAGCAAAGAUGCCAAGAAGAAAGAUGAAGGAGAGAGGAAAGAAGGCGAGGCUCCCGAGGCCAAGAAAAAGGCUGAGAAAGAAAAAGUCGGAUACGAUAUCAGCAACAUGUCAAGAGUUCUUCCAGCGCAAUUAAAAUAUCUGACAUUCCCGGAUCAGCGAUAUCAGCCAGUCAAGAGACCAACUGGUGGCGUCAUGGUCGUGCUUGAUACGGAACCCGACAAGGAGCGUGAAAUCAUUCCUCUGCUCGUCAGCAAGGUCGAAACUCCGGCUCCCGCUACUGGCAACGUCCUGGGCGCCGGCGCGCAGCAAACACCGCAGACGCCCGCAAGACAGAUUCCUGGACCAGAUGUCGUGACAGGAACAGGCGCCGGGGCGGCAGCGGCAGCUGGGGUGUUGACAGCGAUCGACGAGGAUGAAGAGGGAGCAGAGGAAGCUCCCGUGCCAAAUGAAUUCGAGUACGAGACUGAUGCCGAGGGAGAGAAGGACGAGUAA